AUGGCAGGCACGCGUUUCGCCUAUGUCCGAAACUUCGAGCUCCCCGACCCCUGCAUCCCCUCAACAUAUCUAAUCGUCCGCAUCGACGGAAAAGGCUUCCACAAAUUCUCCGCCCUCCACUCCUUCCUCAAACCCAACGACCCCGUUGCGCUCGAGCUAAUGAAUGAAUCAGCACGUCAUGUUAUGCGUUCUUUAAAAGGUCACAUUUCUCUCGCAUUCGGCGAAAGUGACGAGUAUUCUUUCCUCCUCCGCAAGAGCACCACACUUUAUAACAGGAGGAUAUCUAAGAUCACUACUCACAUAGUAUCCUUAUUUACAAGUGCGUAUGUUUGGAACUGGGCGAGGUAUUUUCCAGAGAAACGGUUGGAGCAGCCACCGAGUUUCGAUGGAAGGUUGGUUGUGUAUCCGAGUGAAGGGGUUGUGAGGGAUUAUUUCAGUUGGAGACAAGCUGAUACGCAUAUUAAUAGUCUGUACAAUACUACUUUUUGGGCGUUGGUGUUGAAGGGAGGAAGGACAGAACAGGAGGCUACGAAAGAGCUCGAACGGACGGUGUCGGCUGAUAAACACGAGAUAUUAUACCAAAGAUUCGGGAUUAAUUACGACCAGUUGGAGCCGAUGUUCAGAAAGGGGACUACGCUGAUUUACACUCCUGCACCGACAACUACAUCGCAGCAAGGGAUCGAGGAGGAAGGAGAGGAAGAGGAGAAGGGAGAGAAAGGGGUUCUGUCGAAUCCAAAAGACGAGAAAACAAGACUCAGGAUAGAACUUAAGAAAGGGGCAAGAGAGGCCAAAAGCCAAGAGAAGAAGGAAAAGAAAGCCAAAGCUUCGGUGUUGAGGACGCUGCAUUGCGACUUGAUCGGGGACGACUUUUGGAACCCUGCUCUCAUCUCCGCACUAGCAAUGGAAGAGGAGACAAUACCUACAGCAGAAGGUGAGGGAGGGAUAGGCGAGCCAUGGAACAAUCCAGCACGAUUCAACGGCGCAGGAAUGGGCGUUUCUGUUUUCUUAGCUUAA
Molecule: messenger RNA, 1014 nt
Organism: Ustilago hordei
Lineage: Eukaryota; Fungi; Basidiomycota; Ustilaginomycetes; Ustilaginales; Ustilaginaceae
Exons: 1
Coding region: 1-1014 (337 amino acids)
Biological process (GO): tRNA modification
Molecular function (GO): magnesium ion binding; tRNA guanylyltransferase activity
Source: RefSeq, a predicted model, not a curated record